Messenger RNA from Dermacentor andersoni, 1194 nucleotides. RefSeq lists its product as uncharacterized. Lineage: Eukaryota; Metazoa; Arthropoda; Arachnida; Ixodida; Ixodidae. The record is from RefSeq and is a predicted model, not a curated record.
UGGAGGGGCUGCGGCAGCUUCGCUGUCGCCUACACAGCGUAGUCUCGUAUUCUACGCCUGCUUACGUCUCGAGUCAGCGGCGUCCCGGAUCAUCUCACAAUGCGUCCCGACCCGGUCAUGGACUUGGUUACGCUGGUCGCCAUCAUGCUGGGGGCGAUCAUGCUGUUCGUGCUGCUCUGGCUGCUGGUGCGCAAGUACAGCGUCGCUCCAGUCGCGGAGCCGCCCAGGGGCGACGAGACGCUGGCCGACGGCGCCUCUUCGCACAGGCGCGCCAGCAAGACGUCGCAGCAGCGCCCGCCCGUCGGAGCGGGUGCGGACGGAUCGAGGGGCGCGUCUUCGGCUCCCGAACGAGGCCUCCCCGACGCCGCGCACAAGCCGUCCAUUGCCACAGGGCGCACGGCCCCGCUGGCGCCCAGUUCGGGACCGGAUGCGGUGCCGCCUCCCGGCGUAGAGUGUUCGGGUGCGACGGACCUUCCGGCGACUCCCGACGAGCGUCCGAAAAAACAUGGCGCUAAGGCAGCGGCGGCUGCGGUCGCCGCUUCGGUGCCUAAGCAAGCCGGGAACGCUGCGGCGGGAGAAAAGAGGCCCGAGAGUUCGGCGCCUGAGAGCCUAGACCACAGCGUCGUUCGGAACAAGCCGAAGGCGUCGUCGGGAUGGGUCUUCGCCGUCACAGGGGACAAGCUUCCUGAUCAGCCUUCGAGAACGAAUAGCGCGGAGGACGCAAAUGCUGCAGCUACUGGCACAGGGAAGCGUUCGUCGUACGAAGAGGAACAAGAUGCAGCCGGCAUCGGGAGGACGUCUGGAGGCCAGGCGGCGGACCAGACGGCGCAUGAGGAGAACAGCGGCAUGGCGUCGGCGGAGCUGACGACGACCAAGGAACACCGGCGUCACAAGAAGAAGUCCAAGAAGCAGCAGCGCGAGGGCGGCGGCGUAGGCAGCGCAAGCGCCGGGAGCCCGCCCGAAGUCGGUGCCGACGCCGACACCACGACCACCACCAAACGGAAGCACAAGUCCCGGCGCGGAAAGGACUCCAAGUGCGUUGGCGUCGCGUGCGCGACCACAGGAGCAAACUUUAGCUAGAGACCAACUUCGAUUUUCCCUAUUCAGAUAAACGUAAUACGCAGAAAUGCUACAAUUCAGCAAGGUUCAACGUUCGAGGAAAACGCGUCAGGCGAGUGGUCGAAAUAAAACGAG